Molecule: messenger RNA, 1132 nt
Organism: Episyrphus balteatus (marmalade hoverfly)
Lineage: Eukaryota; Metazoa; Arthropoda; Insecta; Diptera; Syrphidae
Product: delta(3,5)-Delta(2,4)-dienoyl-CoA isomerase, mitochondrial
Exons: 6
Coding region: 109-1044 (311 amino acids)
Cellular component (GO): mitochondrion
Molecular function (GO): delta(3,5)-delta(2,4)-dienoyl-CoA isomerase activity
Source: RefSeq, a predicted model, not a curated record
UUAUAAAACUUUUUUAUUUUGGUUUUUUUUUAUAGGUGAACUUUGUUUUGCAGUUCAAUUCUUAUUUUUUAAUUAUUUCUAAUUUAUUCACAUAAAUAAACAUUUCAAAUGUCUUUAAAAACUAUAUUAUCAUCUAAUCUUUUAUCUAAAAACAUGGUUUCAUCUUCUAUGAUAAGAACGAUGAGUUCCAAAAUCAUACCCACAUCAUCUACAGAAAAUAAUUUCAAGUGCCUUUCGGUUGCAGUUCCAAAACCAUUUGUUUAUCAUGUCCAAUUAAACCGCCCUGAUAAAUACAAUGCUAUCAAUAAGCAAAUGUGGGUAGAUAUUAAAGAUUGCUUUGAAUCUUUGAGCAUGAAUCCUGAUUGUCGAGUUGUAGUAAUCUCUGCUGAGGGUAAGCACUUUACUGCUGGAAUCGAUUUAAAUGAUAUGAUGCAAUUAGCACAAGAACUCGCUGAAAUUGAAGAAGUCUCACGCAAGGGAUGUGCUCUAGAAAAGCUCAUUAAACUAUAUCAGGAUUCAAUAUCCUCUUUGGAAGUCUGUAAUAAACCUGUCAUUAGUGCUGUUCACUCAGCCUGCAUUGGUGCAGGAGUUGAUCUUAUUACAGCCUCUGACAUACGUUAUUGCACCAAAGAUGCAAUGUUUCAGGUAAAAGAAGUUGAAAUUGGAAUGGCUGCUGAUGUUGGUACUCUUCAACGUUUCCCAAAAGUUAUUAAUAGUCAGAGUUUGGCAAGAGAAUUAUGUCUGACUGGUAGAAAGUUCCUUUCUGAUGAAGCUAAAAGUUGUGGUCUUGUUAGCAAGGUUUUUGAAAAUAAAGAUGAAAUGAUUAAGACUGCACUCAGUUUGGCUGAAGAUUUAGCCAGUAAAAGUCCUAUUGCUGUUCAAGCUACGAAAAAGAAUAUAAUUUAUUCUUUUGAUAGACCCAAUCAAGAGGGCUUGGAUCAAAUUCGUGAAAUGAAUAAGUUAUAUUUGCAAAGUGAAGACUUUAUCAACGCCACAAUGGCUCAGUUGACCAAGGGAGAGAUACCCACAUUUUCUAAGUUGUAAAAAAUAUUUCAUUUACUGUGUUUUAUAAAACAUAUUUCAUUUAGUUAAGAUUUUUUUUUAAAUAAAUAAAGCGGCAUUUAAAUAAGAA